Molecule: messenger RNA, 1606 nt
Organism: Myripristis murdjan (pinecone soldierfish)
Lineage: Eukaryota; Metazoa; Chordata; Actinopteri; Holocentriformes; Holocentridae
Product: free fatty acid receptor 4
Exons: 3
Coding region: 210-1358 (382 amino acids)
Biological process (GO): hormone secretion; cellular response to hormone stimulus; G protein-coupled receptor signaling pathway
Cellular component (GO): plasma membrane
Molecular function (GO): taste receptor activity; G protein-coupled receptor activity; peptide binding
Source: RefSeq, a predicted model, not a curated record
UAAGUUUAAGUACACUAGUAAAAAAGACACACACACACACACAUCACUGUUUUACCUCCCUGCCUUUUUCCCACUUGCUGUCAUGGUGUAAUAAAGCUGUCUUCUCUGAGCUGUUAUCCACUGAGGCAGCAGCUGGAGCAAACACAGCACUAAAAAGGCUAGUGCACCGCCCCUCCCUUGUCUUUCUUCCCUGUACAUCAUUAUACUGUAUGGAUUUAUUUCCCCCUACAUUUUCUUCCCAGAAGGCAUCCUGCAAUUUGGCAGUAGUCAGCAGUAAAUUCAGUGGGUAUCUUAGAUCUAAGACCCCUGUAGGCUUUAUGGAUGAUUACCCUCACACUCACCUCCACUUGAGAAAUUUCUCUUACUUUUCCUUCUUUUCGGAGCUGCGCCACUCAGAUCAUGUUGCCACCACUAUUGUGGAGAGCCUGGCUAUCACCGCUGUCUUCCUGGUCUCCGUGGCAGCAAAUGCAGGAGCUGCAGCCCUAGUAACCUGGGAACGCAGACCGCUGGCAAACAAGACAGUCCUGACCCUCAACCUCUUUGUGGCCGACCUGCUUUUUGUCAGCAUGAUCCCGCUGAUUGUGGCGGUGAGAUGGACUGUGUCCUGGAAGCUUGGAUAUACAGCCUGUCACACUGUGCUGUAUGUCAUCUGCAUGAGUGGCUGUGUCACCAUCACCACCCUGGCCUCCAUCAGUGUGGAAAGGGUUCAAGCUAUUCUUCGGCUUCAGACCGUCCCCACUUUCAAUCUCAGGAUUGUGUGUGCCACUGUCACCUUCAUCUGGGCUUUUUCUGCGCUCACCUCCAUCCCCCUCAGUCUGUUCUUCACUGUGGUGGAAGUGGAGUUCCCUGGACAGGGAAAUUUACAUAUCUGUACUCUUAAGUGGCCUGAUGCAACUGGGGAAAUUGUGUGGAAUGUGGCCUUUACUGCCUUGUGCUUCGUUCUGCCAGGACUCAUCAUUGUGGUCAGCUACAGCAAAAUAUUACAGAUUACUAAAACCUGUAGGAGAAGGCUCUGGGCCAGCGACAGUCCUUCCACACUAGGAGAGUCUCCUGAGUAUUUAGUCUCCCGCCAAGACAUCAAGCUCUUCCGCACACUGUUAGUCCUCAUGCUCUCUUUCCUAAUCAUGUGGAGCCCCAUUUUCAUCCUCACCUUCCUCAUCCUCGCCAGGAACUUCCAUGAUCACCUGUUCAUCUCCUCUACCAUGUUCUUCUGGGUGGUAACAUUCACCCUGGCAAACUCAGCCCUCAAUCCCAUCCUCUACUCUGUCUGCCAGUUCAAGAACGGCUGGCGCAGGCUCUGUUGUGGCACUGUGGUGGCACCGCUGAAGCAAGUGCCCCGUGCCAAUGGUCGCACAUAAGAGAAACAGAUGUACUGUCAACCACAGUCUUUGUUCCUCCAAGCUGUUGUGCUACCCCAAUCCGUGCAAAGGAAUAAUCCAUAUGACUUUUCAAUCUUGCCUUUUCUGAUCUGUGCCUGGUUUUUCUGUCUGAGCCGCUGGUUCACCUGAUCUCUGCCUUGCCUGCCCUGUUUGGUUUCCUUACUUGUAUCAUUUUUCUUUACUCCCGGUAAAGUAUUUAAUCUUAUAAAUGUGUAAAUCUUAUAAGU